AUUUUUUUUUCUGAGCUGGAGGGACCAGUGCAUGUCUGUGCCCCACCUACCAAAUACAGCCAAUCACCUCCGCUCAUUGGGCAAUCGACAGCCUAGUCUGGAAACUUGGAUGCUUCGAUUCCGUCGCCAUCUUUUGCCAGACAGCCAAGGCCUCUACUGGUUGUUUGACGAGCAUCAAACAAGGAACCAUGUCCAACUCAAACGCCCUCGCUGCCUACAGGCACCUUUUGCGCGCCGCCGGUGUCGCAUUCAAAGGAGACGCCCGUGUCUUGACUGCCGCAAGACAGCAAAUAGCCACCCAGUUCCGGCAAAACACCUCCCUCCCUCCCGCCAACCGCGAAUCCGCCGUCCAGAUGGCUGAAGAGGUGGCCCAGUUCCUGAGGGCCAAUGUCGUCCAGGGGCAACUCCAGAACGAUGGGCUGUACAAACUCAACAUCCACAACGGGACCGAGAGGGGAGAUAACGACACCAUCAAGAUAGGCAACAUGAAGAUCAAGAUAGACGGCAAGACCUGCAAGGACAUGUAGGCGCCGGUCUGGUUGGUCGCUGCAGCUGUAACAUUAUAACGCCGUGUAUGAUACUCCCGCUGUAAUCCUAUCAUAGUAAACACACAUGAUGCAUCAAAACCUUGGGAUGAAUGCCAUGUCACGCCAAG
Molecule: messenger RNA, 655 nt
Organism: Gaeumannomyces tritici R3-111a-1
Lineage: Eukaryota; Fungi; Ascomycota; Sordariomycetes; Magnaporthales; Magnaporthaceae
Exons: 3
Coding region: 189-527 (112 amino acids)
Biological process (GO): mitochondrial respiratory chain complex III assembly
Source: RefSeq, a predicted model, not a curated record